CACACGUGUUUCACGACAGAGUUUCUGUGUGCGCUGUUGCAGUGUGAAGUUUCGCCAAAUUUUCUCGCUGAAAAAACCUUUUAACUAAGUUCCCGCCUAGCCAAAAUGCCCGACAUCGAAGAAGUUCAGCAAAUGGAAGAGGAUACCGAAGCGGAGACCUUCGCCUUCCAAGCGGAGAUCGCUCAGUUGAUGAGUUUGAUCAUCAAUACUUUCUACUCGAACAAGGAAAUUUUCCUUCGAGAAAUUAUUUCCAACGCCUCGGAUGCCCUCGACAAGAUUCGAUACCAAAGUUUAACAGACCCAACGUCUUUGGAGAGCUGUAAGGAACUGAAGAUUGAGAUUAUUCCCAACAAAGAUGACAACACCCUAACAAUUUUCGAUACUGGAAUUGGUAUGACCAAGGCAGAUCUCGUCAACAACUUGGGAACCAUUGCUAAGAGUGGGACUAAAGCUUUCAUGGAGGCCCUGCAGGCUGGUGCAGACAUUUCCAUGAUUGGUCAAUUUGGUGUGGGUUUCUAUUCUGCUUAUCUGGUCGCAGAUAAGGUAGAAGUGUACACCAAACACAAUGACGAUGAACAGUACAUCUGGGAAUCUUCUGCUGGUGGUUCCUUCACUGUUCGCCGUGUGUCAGAGGAAGUGCUGCCCCGGGGAACCAGAGUUAUUCUUCAUCUCAAGGAAGACCAGAUGGAAUACUUGGAAGAGAAGCGCAUCAAGGAGAUUGUGAAGAAGCACAGUCAGUUUAUUGGAUAUCCCAUUUCUCUGCAGGUACAAAAAGAGCGAGAGAAAGAGGUCAGCGAUGACGAAGAUGAGGAGGAUGAAGAUAAGAAAGAGAAUGAAGAAGAUGAAAAGAAGGAAGAUGGGGAAGAUGAUAAACCAAAGGUAGAAGACUUGGAUGAGGAAGAUGAAGAGAAGAAAGGAGAAAAGAAGAAGAAAAAGAUCAAGGAGAAGUACACUGAACUUGAGGAACUCAACAAGACCAAGCCAUUGUGGAUGAGGAACACUGAUGAAAUUACAGCUGAGGAAUAUGCGGAGUUCUACAAGAGUUUGACAAAUGACUGGGAGGAGCAUAUGGCGGUCAAACACUUUUCAGUUGAAGGACAAUUGGAAUUCCGGGCUCUUCUGUUUCUUCCACGGCGGGCACCUUUUGAUUUGUUUGAAAACAGGAAAAAGCGUAACAACAUCAAGCUUUAUGUGCGUCGUGUAUUUAUUAUGGACAAUUGCGAGGAUAUCAUCCCAGAGUAUCUGAACUUCAUUAAGGGUGUUGUGGAUUCUGAAGAUUUGCCGCUGAACAUUUCCCGUGAGAUGCUGCAGCAGAACAAGAUCUUGAAGGUGAUCAGGAAAAAUAUUGUCAAGAAGUGUUUGGAGCUGUUUGCUGAAGUGACAGAAGACAAAGACAACUACAAGAAGUUCUAUGAGCAGUUUGGAAAAAACAUUAAGCUUGGUAUCCACGAAGACAGCGUCAACCGUACCAAACUGGCUGAUCUCCUCAGGUAUCACUCCUCCGCUGCCGGAGACGAGAUGACAUCACUCAAGGAUUACGUUACAAGAAUGAAGGAGAAUCAGAAAGACAUCUACUACAUAACUGGAGAGAGCAAGGAUCAAGUUGCACACUCUGCUUUCGUUGAGAGGGUCAAGAGCCGUGGAUUUGAAGUGUUGUACAUGACAGAACCAAUUGAUGAGUAUGCUGUGCAGCAGCUGAAGGAAUAUGAUGGGAAGAAACUGGUCAGUGUCACCAAGGAAGGCCUUGAGCUACCAGAGGAUGAAGAUGACAAGAAGAAAUGGGAAGAAAAGAAAGCUAAAUUUGAGCCUCUAUGCAAGACUGUCAAAGAAAUCUUGGACAAAAAGGUGGAGAAGGUUGUUGUGUCUGGGCGACUGGUGUCAUCUCCUUGUUGUAUUGUGACAAGCCAGUUAGGCUGGACUGCCAACAUGGAGAGAAUCAUGAAGGCUCAGGCUUUGCGUGAUAACAGCACACUGGGAUACAUGGCAGCCAAGAAACACUUGGAGUUAAACCCUGACCACUCAAUCGUUGAAACCCUCAGGCAGAAGGUGGAGACGGACAAAAAUGACAAGUCUGUGAAAGAUCUUGUUAUGCUGCUGUACGAGACCUCUCUUCUGUCCUCUGGCUUCACGCUGGACGACCCUCAGGUUCAUGCUGGCCGUAUCUACAGGAUGAUUAGUCUGGGGCUUGGAAUUGAUGAGGAAAUGGAUGCAGGUGAAGAAGCAGCAGCCGAUGGAAACAGCGAAGAUAUGCCCCCUCUAGAAGGAGAGGAUGGCGAUGAUCCUUCAAAGAUGGAAGAAGUCGAUUAAGCUUUGCUGAUCCUGGUACAAACCCGCAACAUUACUGGACUGGAAAUCCUUGGCAGCUGUUGCCACCUGUCUUUCUAAAGUUACAUUGUUAUCAUAGCAAAAAUAUUGCUGUUUAUGCAAGAGUGAAAUGAUUCCUUAGAAAGCUUACUGGUCAGGUUUUAGAAUGUAGGCUCCACUUCAUUGGCUCUCAAAUAAUAUAAUUUGCUUUAGAGUUUGGGGUGCCAAGAUUUGCAGCAUCGACUUGUAGAACUUUGGUUUAAGAAAUUAUAGUGUUUAUAGGUUUUGUUUGUGAGCUUUUUCAUGCCAAGUAUGUUACGUUUAGUAGUUAAGUGGUUAUUCACAGUCGCAGGAACACUCUAGGACCUACUUCUUAAGGCUGUUGAGAUUUAAAAGACAAAGUAACCAUUCUACACUGUAGUGAGGUUUUUUGACAUGUGAUUGCAGAUAUGUAGGUUAAAAAUCUGAUUAAAAAGAGUGCAGUUUGUGAUCAGUUAGUAGCUGUUAGCCCUGUCUGACUGAGCAGUGGAGAUAAGGCAUUUAAUCAAGUAUCUGGUGGUUCUUCUUUUCUUACCAUUUUAAAAUGUUUGUUUAGUCCAUGAAAUGAUCUUCAUUAGAUCUCAUGGAAACAGGCACAAUAGCACCACUGCAGCAGUUCACUUUGCUAGUGAAAGUUUUGCCUACCCUAACAUUGUAACUUAGGAGUGGGUUAUGCUUAAUAAAAAGGCUGUUCAUUCUAAGCAUCAA
This is a messenger RNA of Stylophora pistillata, 3051 nucleotides long. RefSeq names its product heat shock protein HSP 90-alpha. Gene Ontology annotation, molecular function: ATP-dependent protein folding chaperone; ATP hydrolysis activity; ATP binding. NCBI's taxonomy places the organism in Eukaryota, Metazoa, Cnidaria, Anthozoa, Scleractinia, Pocilloporidae. The record is from RefSeq and is a predicted model, not a curated record. Gene Ontology annotation, biological process: protein folding.